Molecule: messenger RNA, 672 nt
Organism: Candidozyma duobushaemuli
Lineage: Eukaryota; Fungi; Ascomycota; Pichiomycetes; Serinales; Metschnikowiaceae
Product: TOR complex subunit
Exons: 2
Coding region: 1-672 (223 amino acids)
Biological process (GO): regulation of actin cytoskeleton organization; TOR signaling
Cellular component (GO): TORC2 complex; TORC1 complex
Molecular function (GO): protein binding
Source: RefSeq, a predicted model, not a curated record
AUGGCUGCUUCAACAGCCUCUGGUGCUGGUGGUACCGGCAAUGGAAGCAGCUCUAAUUCAAACCCCGUUAUGACUUUCGAAGGCCAUAAUGGCAACGUUACACUGAUAGCUUUCCAGAUCGAGAAUAAGUGGAUGGUACUGUCCUCCGAGGACGGAACCGUUAAGGUGUGGGAUGUGAGAUCUCCAUCUGUUCAGCGAAACUAUAAGCACUACUGUCCCGUCAACGAGGUUGAUGAUGUGCCCAUCAACUCACUUUCUGUGGCCAGUGAUGGAAGCAUGCUUGUUGCCGGAAACAACAAAGGCAAUUGCUACGUUUGGAAGAUGCAAAACCAGAAAGAUAUCACGUCAUUGACCCCAGCUACGAAAUUCAGGUCUCACCUGAAAUACAUCACGAGGGUGGUCCUCCUGACGGAUAUGAAACAUUUGGCAACCUGCUCAGCGGACCACACUGCGAGAAUCUGGCUGACGGAACAGAACUUUGCAUUGGAAACAACUCUACAGGGCCACCAAAGAUGGGUCUGGGACUGUGCCUUUAGUGCCGAUAGUGCAUACUUGGUGACGGCAUGUUCUGAUCACUAUGUCCGUCUUUGGGACUUAUCGAAUAGCGAGACCGUUAGACACUACAAUGGCCACCAUAAGGGGGCUGUUUGUGUUGCAUUGAAUGAUGUCUAA